This is a messenger RNA of Pipra filicauda (Wire-tailed manakin), 5803 nucleotides long. It is a transcript of the gene LIN28B, whose product is annotated as lin-28 homolog B. The transcript is spliced from 5 exons. Gene Ontology annotation, molecular function: nucleic acid binding; zinc ion binding. The record is from RefSeq and is a predicted model, not a curated record. NCBI's taxonomy places the organism in Eukaryota, Metazoa, Chordata, Aves, Passeriformes, Pipridae. Bases 286 to 1062 code for a protein of 258 amino acids.
CAGCGCCGGGGCCGUGUCUGCCCGCCGCCGCCCCUCCUCGCUGGCUGCUGCUGCUGCCGCCGCCUUCCCGCCGGGAGCACCGGUUGCCUCUGCCGCCUCAGCUCGCUUUCUCCUCCUCCGUUCAGUCCUCCCAGUGGCUCGGGAAGGCAAAGCCCCCCGCCGGGGGCGCCCGUCGGUGGGUGCGUGUCCCCCCAGCCCCCGCGCUCGCCUCCCCAUCGCGGCAGCCGCCGGCGCAGCCCCGCUCAGCCCGGCCACCAUGGCGUGCGGGAGGUUCCUCAGAAGACGAUGAGGUCAUUCAAGAAGGUCUCCUCAUGCUCAGCAGGGGCGAGUAAAGGUGGAGACGAGCCCGGAAAGUUGCCGGAGCAGGAAGAAGAGGAGGAAUCCCAGGUUUUGCACGGAACCGGCCAUUGCAAAUGGUUCAAUGUGAGAAUGGGAUUCGGGUUCAUCUCCAUGAGCAACCGAGAGGGAAGCCCCUUGGAGUCUCCAGUUGAUGUCUUUGUACACCAAAGCAAGCUUUACAUGGAAGGAUUUAGAAGCCUAAAAGAAGGAGAACCAGUGGAAUUUACUUUUAAGAAAUCUUCCAAAGGCCUUGAAUCAAUACGGGUAACAGGCCCUGGUGGGAGCCCCUGUUUAGGAAGUGAAAGACGACCCAAAGGGAAGACAGUACAAAAAAGAAAACCAAAGGGAGAUAGAUGCUACAACUGUGGUGGCCUCGACCACCACGCUAAAGAAUGUAGUCUACCUCCGCAGCCAAAGAAGUGCCAUUACUGUCAGAGCAUCAUGCACAUGGUGGCUAACUGCCCCCAUAAAACUGUCUCACAGCAGCCCACUAGUUCUCAGGGAAGACACGAAGCUGAACCGCAGCCUUCCACUUCUGCCUUCCUGAGAGAAGGGGGAGGAAUGCACGGCUACUCGUCUCCAUCAUACUCUCAGGAAGGCAGGUUGGAGGUCUUGGAGCGCUCAGGCAGGUCACCACAGGAAGCUUCGUCAAGUAAGUUGUCUGCAUCGCCUGAAGAACCAAACAGAAAGGGGCCUUCUGUUCAGAAAAGGAAAAAAACUUAAUACAUUUGUCAUAAUGUUCCAUUUUCUUUACCCUCUUGGGAUGUCUACCUCAUGCAAGUACAGGGGAAAUAAUUACAUUAUCAGUAGCUGACCUGGAAUUUUAACUACUGUUGAGUAACUGUGAAUAUUUUUUUUUCUUUAAUAGACAAAUCACUCCAAGCAAAAUACAUUUGAGCAGGGUGCAUUAUGUUUUACCGUCUGUAUGUGUGUAUGAGUGUGCAUGUGCGUGUAUGUAUGUGUACAUACCUAUAAAUAUAUAUUUUUCCACCAGACCAUUCUCCAACUCUCACAAGACAUUACUGUGAAGCAAUAGGCACAGUAUCCACAAACGUUCCUGAACUCAUUCGUAGAACCUGUUUCCAAACAUGUUCAAAAAACAAACAAGAAAACCCAAAAAAAUCUCACUCAGAAAUAAACCAAACCUGAUAAACCACACCCAGAACUGAGAGUGAGACUGUUACUUCUCUUGUAAAUGAAAGGAUACUUUCAUAUUUUAAAGCUGCCAUAUGGUACUAAAGAUACUAAGACAUCCUCCAUGCCAUCAAUUUGAGUUAUUUUCUUUUUAUCUCCACAAAGCAUCAAAACCCCUCCCCAUGCCGGUGCAGGGCAGUGUCAUGACUCAACAUGGCUCUCAUUGCCACCACCGGUUGUUGGUGAGGGGUUUAAAGCUCCAGAAGAGACAAUGAAUGUGUAGUUUCUGUGCUGGUUUCUCAAAACGUUUUGUUAAAUUAAUGUGGUUGUAACUGUAAUUUAGAUGUCUGUUGUGUAGGGGAGAAUGUAUAAGUUGUUACCAAACAGACCCUUUUGAGUGGUAUCAGGAUACCAUCCUGUUUAGCCCUUUGUAUUCUGUGAACAUUUAGGGGACCUUGGUGGCAGUAGUAGCAGCAGCAGCAGCAAUUUCUCUUGAUCCCAAGUAGUACCCCUCAGCUUGAAGGGUCUUCUCCCUUGUUUUUUGCUGAAAUGCCAUGGAGAGAACUCCCUAGGGAUUUUUGUUGUUGUCGUCUGUUUGAGUUUUAAACAAAACAAAAUACAAAGUUAAUGAGAUCCUGGGCUAAAUAGUUUCUUAAGAAGAAAGGUUGAUGGGUACUUAGAUCAGGAUGUUUGGGAUUGCUCGGUCAGCCUUCCUUGCUGAUGAUACAGCAUGUGUGCAGACCAGCCUGAGUGAAGGGACCUGCACAUUUUUCAGAAGCCCUGGGCAUCAUCUGCUUCUUGUGAACUGGAGGCUGUUGUUGACCAGCCUUUGUCCACAGUGCACUAGGACCACACACUUCUGUGUUAAAGAGGAGAAAGAUUGGUGGCCUUAGAGUGAGACUCCCUGGGCUGCAGGCCUUGCUCGGGGUUAAUAGAAUUGGAGCCUAUCAAAACUUCAAGUCGCUUUCCAUUUGUAACUUCUGAAUUACCAAGUCAUACGUAAGAUAACGUACUCUGACAAAUCCCAUUGUGGAUGUAAGUUAAUUAGAGAAACCUGUAUAAUCCUUAACAUUGGCAAUAAACACAGGCUGUUAAAGCUUGAAAGUGUCGGGUAGGUUUAAGCUCGGAUAAUCAAACUAAAGAAACAGCCUGCAUGAAAGGCUGCAGUGAGCCAAAGUCCCACCCGUGGUAACUCUUUUGCAGCCGAUAGUUACAACAGGUAUGCAGCUGGCUCAUUACGUGGCCUUCCCCUUCCCACUUGUCCUGCCAGAUGAGACUUUUACUGGUGCUGCUGCUGCUUCAGUAAAGAGGUAGUAAUCAAACGCCUCAGUGAAGGGCACAAUUUCAAGAGAAUUAUUUUGUGUGAAUUCCUUGCCAGUGUUUGUGAGAAUCUUGAGGUUUAUACUGAAGUUCUCAGUAUGCUAAUGCAAAGCUUACCUUUGACGAUAUUGAAUGUGAUAUAUCUAUAGAGAACUUCCUUGCCUUACGUAAGGAUAGUAAACUUAUUUAAAUUAUGUAGACAAAUCAAAGUGGCAUUGCUUAACCUUCUAGUUGGUGUAAAAACCAGGUUAAACAGCAAAGAUGCAAAACUUAGGUCACUUUGAAGUUCUAAACCAAAGUUCCUUAUAGAAAUAGGCAGUUGUGGAUUUGAAAACUGGUCAUUCCCUGUUUAUAUGUAAGAAGUUCAGAGCUGUGAUAAGGAAAUAUUUUCAACAUGCAGAUUGUUAUUGGUGCUGUUUAAAAUCACUGUGCACACCAAAGUCAGACUGAACUGCUAAGAGCACAUACCAAACCCUAUCUUAUUAUUAAAAGCUUGAGGUUUUAUUUUUAUAUAUUAAAAUGUUAUCACUGUUACAUAACAUACUCAGGACAAAGAACUUUGCUCAGGGAAUAUACCAUGUAAUAUUGUUUUUUCUUUACAGAAUAGUCUACAGACCUGCUUACUCAGAACAAACCAAAUAGUCUUAUACUUUUUUAUCUCUAUAUAAGUAUUAUGUACUGAUAUUAGUAACUACCUCUGAGUUGACAUAGACCUACGUUUCUGAUAAUCAGAUCUCAACAUUUUGUAUUAUAAGUUCCUGUGAAAUGAUAAAGUGGUAUUCUGUACUGGUUGUUUAUGUGAGCAUCUGUGUCUUUACAUUCACAGGGUCUGAGUUUUCAGAUAUGCUGGGCAACCACAGCUCCCACUGACUUUCAGUCGGAGUUACUGGUGCUUAGCUUUUCUAGGAGGGGAGGGAUGUAGGACGGAGGGGUGGAGGCGGAAGAAUAAAAACACUGAAACAUCAAACCUACUUAUUUACAUAGGUGACAAUAAAAUUAUUUUUCUGUUUACAGCAAAAGGCUACCUCAUAUUUACUGCAUAAACACACCUUUGUGCUGCUCUAGCCUUAAAGGUGGCUGUUGAUCUAUGGUACAUACUUUUUAUCUGUACUAAAUAUGUAACUGUUAGUUCACCACUGCAGACAUUAUGGCAAAUACUUGUUUAAGAUGAAGCAUCCAUUUGAAAUUAUGAGACGUUUCCAAACAUUUCUUUGACAGUUUUUAUUUUUCUAUCUAGAGGAUUAUGGGCACUGUUCACAAAAAUAAAUAUAGCUCCAGAAGAGACAAAAAUGUACAUGCGUUAAGUUAAACAUAUAUAGCAGCAUAAGCUGCAGCAGGGAACUACUUAGCACUGGGCUGCAGUAGGAAAAAAUCUAGUUAUACUCCUUCAAUAGGCUGAUCCAAAUAAGCAAAAAACCCUUUAAAGGAGGAGGAACAGACUAAGUUUAGGGUUCUUCCUUCAUGUCUAAGGACAAAAUUAAUAUUCUGCAGCGUUUGCUCAGGCUAGAUUUCCCCCUAUUCACCAGCUUGUCCUUGCCAGAAUGCUUCACAAUAAAACUCGUUAGAGUAGAAAUAGUUCAAAUAUCUGCUUAGAGAGAUGUAUUUUUCUCCUAACAAUAGUGGAGAUAAGGUUAAACCCGGAGCAAGAAUCUCUCUCCCUCCCAUUUCCCCACCCCGGAGUACUCAAUUUAAUUGUAAGAGACACUGUGAGGUAUUUUUUACUCUUCCCCAAGGAAAGGUCAUGAUAUUUAAUUACAUGCUACAAAAGUUAGGCCAUGAGGAAGACUUAUAUUUGGAGAAAGAGCCAAAUAACUUUUUGCUGCAAUUAAUGGUAAAUCUGGCAUUGUAAUACCAUUUGCAAUAUUUUGCUUUUAGCCAGCUUUCAGGGAGUGCCAAACACCACAUUUGGAUCCUACAGCUUCCCUUUGCAGGCCACCUUUUUCAGCCAUUUUGUUCUAUACCAGUGUUAUCCUGGAGUUCCUUAUUGGUCAUACUUAGUUUUGUUAAUAGAGCCCCAUAAAAAAAAAAGUGCUUAUAGAUCUUGUAACAUUCUUUGUAAGAAGAAUUAUAAAAGAACAUGGGAAAUCUCAUUGAGUCUUAAAUUUAAUUUAAUUAAUUUAUCUGUAAGAAAUGUUUAUCAUAAAAAAUAUAUAUGUAUUCCCCGGUGUUAGAUAUAAAAGUAAUUGGGAAGAUAUGUACAUGUGCAGAUGCACUGAUUUUAAUUUUCUAGAAGUCUUAAUGAGAUUUGAGUAUUGCUUUAGGAACAAGAAGAGCCUUGUUAAAUGCAUCGGUCUUAUUUUGCUUAGUAUAUCAACAGCCUCUUCUUUAAGAUCCGGUGGUUGUGUUACCCCUGUUACAACUGUAGAGGUUGAUCUAUGAACACAUGCUUCUUUUUUUCCUGUAUAAACCGGAGCUGUAUAUUAGCAGCUGUGGCAGUGUUUUUCUGAGAAUGUUGAAGAGUAGCAAGGUAUUUGCUACCAUUGUCAUUGAACGAAAUACAUGAGCAACCAUCUUUACAAAGGAUAAUGGUUUUGACUACCUCUUGAAUUACUAAGUUAAGCAACAACUGUCUGACAAACAUCACCAGACUGGCUUAAACUAGUAUGUGUUGCUUGUGGUAAUAAUAAAAAUAACCAUACUAGAGACCAAAGUGAACACUGAUUUCUGUAUGUCUUUAAUACUGUGUCUUAUCUAGUGUUUUUAAAUUAUCUUCUGUAGUAUAGAUUACCUCAUUGUCCAUUUUGACUUGUAUGUUGUUUACAAGGUGAAAUAAAAGAAAAAUCACUUGAAUUUUGUGUUUUAAGAAAAAGACCGCGAGUUGAAGUUUUGAAGAUCAUUUCACCUGUUUACUGUCUUGAGGGACUAAAGCACUGAUUGCCUUUCUACAUAUCAUGUAUUUUAUAUUCUCAUUUCAUGCCUAAUGUCUUUUUUUUCCUGUCAGUCGUGGAUAUCGUGAGGUUUAAAAGAUUUACUUGAUUAAAAAUAAAACAUAUAACGUUGGCAUUUACAA